Sorex araneus (European shrew) is the source of this 994-nucleotide messenger RNA. It is a transcript of the gene SLX9, whose product is annotated as SLX9 ribosome biogenesis factor. NCBI's taxonomy places the organism in Eukaryota, Metazoa, Chordata, Mammalia, Eulipotyphla, Soricidae. The transcript is spliced from 6 exons. The record is from RefSeq and is a predicted model, not a curated record. Bases 43 to 654 code for a protein of 203 amino acids. Gene Ontology annotation, biological process: maturation of SSU-rRNA from tricistronic rRNA transcript (SSU-rRNA, 5.8S rRNA, LSU-rRNA). Gene Ontology annotation, cellular component: preribosome, small subunit precursor; 90S preribosome; nucleolus.
GCACCACGCGUGCCCGCGGCUUCCGGCGCGGCCGCCCGGGCGAUGGGGAAAGUGAGAGCGCUGCGGAGUCGGGUGCACCGCGCGGCCGUGAGGCCCGCGGGGGAGGCGCCGGGCGGGCCUGCGCCCCCGGGGGACCCCGCCGGCCUCGCGCGCGCUGAGGACCCGGUGGGCGCCGGCGUCUUCUCGGGCACGCGGAUCGAGCCCGGCGCCCUGGUGCAGACGCUGGAGCCGGACACGCGCAGCGUGGCCUCCGCCAGGCCAGGUGUGGACCUCAAGGUCAUCCUGCCCAAGAAGGAGAAGAUGCGGUUGAGACGGGAGCGGUGGUUGCAGAAGAUUGAGACCAUCAAGCAGACGGCUCGAGAGCAGCAGGCAGCACGUAGGCGCCGGGCCACGGUGGUGGUGGGGGACCUGCAGCCCCUGCGGGACGCGCUCCCCGACCUGCUGCAACUGGAGGCGGUCGCCAGGACGCCCCGCAGCCGCAGCCGACCGAGCAGCAAGCCACAGGCUACUGAGCUGAGCCGCAUGAGCACCACUCAGAGGCAGCAGCUGCUCGAGGAGGAAAGGAUGCGCUUCCGAGAGCUGCUGGCGAGUCCCUCCUACAGGGCCUGCCCCCUGCUGGCCAUCCGGGAGCAGCUGCACAGCCAGGCACUCUGACACCCUGUGACGCCACUGCAAACCCGCCACCGCCGUGACGGCACGGGGGCCAGGGCCCAGAGAGCCCAUGACCGCUGGCUGGCAUCUCCCUGACUCCUGAGGACCGGCUGGCAUGUGUGUGGAGCCGAGCGUGUGAACUGAGACUGGGGGCACCUGCAGGACAGGGUGCCCGGGGCUUCCCUCUUUGCCUCGGCAGCCGCAGCACAGAGCACCUCUAAUAAAGGACACUCAGCCUUCCUAACUGGGCCCCACUGCCCACCCAAAUAGGAACCCCUGGCCACAGCCCAUGGGGUCCCAGUGCUGGGUGUCUACUGAUGAAAUGCUGCAGUUUUCCAGGCUC